Molecule: messenger RNA, 877 nt
Organism: Xylona heveae TC161
Lineage: Eukaryota; Fungi; Ascomycota; Xylonomycetes; Xylonales; Xylonaceae
Product: putative 60S ribosomal protein L10A
Exons: 4
Coding region: 82-735 (217 amino acids)
Biological process (GO): translation
Cellular component (GO): large ribosomal subunit
Molecular function (GO): RNA binding; structural constituent of ribosome
Source: RefSeq, a predicted model, not a curated record
UCGAUCUCGAAUUUAUCGACGACGUUGCGCGCCAAUCCUCACCAAAAGAAUUAGAUAUUCUCUUGGAAGACUGUCACCAUCAUGUCUAAAAUCACAGUCGCCGGAGUGCGCCAGAACGUCCAGGCUCUUUUGGACUACUCUCUCAAUGAGAAGAAGAGAAACUUCCUCGAGACCGUCGAGCUUCAGAUCGGUCUGAAGAACUAUGACCCCCAGCGUGACAAGCGUUUCUCCGGUACCGUCAAGCUGCCCCAGGUCCCCCGCCCUGGUAUGACCGUCUGCAUUCUUGGUGACCAGCACGACAUUGACCGUGCCAAGCACCAUGGUAUUGAUGCCAUGUCCGCGGAUGACUUGAAGAAGCUCAACAAGAACAAGAAGCUCAUCAAGAAGCUUGCUCGCAAGUACGAUGCCUUCAUCUCUUCUGAGGGUCUUCUGAGACAGAUUCCCCGUCUCUUGGGUCCCGGUCUCUCCAAGGCUGGUAAAUUUCCUACCCCUGUCUCCCACGGUGAGGAUCUUGCCGCCAAGAUCACCGAGGUCAAGUCCACCAUCAAGUUCCAGCUCAAGAAGGUUCUUUGCAUGGGUGUCGCCGUCGGAAACGUUGGCAUGACUGAGGACCAGCUUAUCGGAAACAUUAUGCUUUCCAUCAACUACCUCGUCAGCUUGCUCAAGAAGGGCUGGCAGAACGUUGGCAGCCUUACCAUCAAGGCCUCCAUGUCUCCUCCCAAGCGUCUCUACUAAGCGUAGAGCAUGCAGGAGCACUGGGUUCUUUUUGGUAUUAGGCUUGCGGCGCGCUGGGUCGUUUAAGUAGUCCAUACAUUGGUACUUAUAGUUGCGGUCGCUAUUCCAAAUCCAAUGAAAAAUAAUUGAAAUCACUUGGUCG